AUGGAACCUUCCUAUGUGGGCAUUGUUGAGCAGACUGAGUACGAUCCCAAUAGCUCCUCCAGUAUCGAUCUCAUCCGAUGGAUCGACGAAGUCUGCCGCCGUGCUAUGUUGGAGAAAGCCUUUGCUCAGCCGUCGCGCAAAUCACUCCAGAUAUAUAACUCUGCCGAAGGCAACAACUACAUCUGUAGUGCGUUCGUGUUCAAUUCGAUGCUGCCGCCACAGCACACUGGUUCAACAGCGAGGAACGUGUUCUUAUUGCUUCCCCUUGGGUUGCCAAGGAUUGCGGUAGCUCCGUUGAGAGUAUCGUUCUUUGCCCCGCGAGCGAGUGGGGAGGAGACGCUGCAAGUUCAGAACUGGACGAAGAACAACGACGUCUGGACGCAUAGGAAGAAGCGCAAAGCUGCAAUUUCUUGGCAUGGCAUCACGUGA
This is a messenger RNA of Arachis stenosperma, 429 nucleotides long. Its product is annotated as 60S ribosomal protein L2, mitochondrial-like. Lineage: Eukaryota; Viridiplantae; Streptophyta; Magnoliopsida; Fabales; Fabaceae. Bases 1 to 429 code for a protein of 142 amino acids. The transcript is spliced from 3 exons. The record is from RefSeq and is a predicted model, not a curated record.